AGGGCAUUUCAGGGGUCUGAUGCCUCCGCAGUCAGCAUCCUCAGAGCUGCAGAGAUCCGGAUCCUCUGCUGCAGACUCGCUGAUUUUCGUCAACGCUCGACGCGGAAGUCUCUUCCCCUCCUAAGCAAGAUAAGCAGCGUCUUUGGGAGGAUUGCCAGAUUAUAUUUAUGGACAUGGAGGCGUUUUUAUUUGGCGCUUAAGCUGGAGGGAAAUAAAUUCACCUCGCUUUACCGACGGGCCGUUCGUGCAAUGGAGGGGCUAGAUGCUUCAUCAGAGCUCCAGUCGCGGCUGUCAUCCUUGUCCUUCUCGUCCUUUCCCGGAAUCACAUCCAACCAGUGCGACAGCACCCCGCCGGACAGGCUCCAAAACACAAAUCUUUCGGAGAGUUUUGCCCCGACCAAAGACCAAACCGAUAUGGAUGAAACCAAGGAUUCGGGACCGGGCUGUGAGGGUGCUGAAGACGCCCCUGCUGAGCUGGUCCUGGGGGAUGGAGCCAAGGAGGAGGCCGGUGCAGGGAGCUGUCAGCUCUCCUCUGAGAUGAAAGCCCAGAUGCCCCCCCUGCAACCCCCAACGACUUGGACAUCUGCUGCCCUGAAGGAGCUUAAGGCGAGGCUUCGAACGGAGAAGGACAGCGUGGUGACGGUGUACCGAGGAGACAUCAUGACAGUUCACGUCCCCACUCUGCCCGAGGCCAAAAAAGUGUGCUGGGAGUUCGCCACAGACGGCUAUGACAUUGGCUUUGGGAUAUAUUUUGACUGGAGUCCCGUGACGAGCCGGUCUAUCACUGUGCACAUCAGCGAGUCGAGCGACGACGAAGACGAGGAGGAGGAGCUGGAAGGUCCUGUCACCAACGGAGACGUUGAGAAGGGCUCGAAGAGUCAAACCAACUCAAACUUGGCUGAAAUCCUUCCCGUGUACCGCCAGGACUGCCACUUGUCAGUCCAAGGCGGCAGCCACGAUUUCCCAGGUGAAGGCACGUACCUCUUUAAGUUUGACAACUCCUACUCCCUUUGGAGAAACAAAACUCUCUAUUACAGGGUUUAUUACAGUGCCUGAGAUGCCGCUUUGAUGCUUGUGAAUGUACAAUCUGCAGAAGAAUACUAUACCCCAGAUCAAUGAACUAUUUUUGAUUUCACACCUCGAAAGAAUAUAAUAAACUAUAAGAAAAAUGAACUUUAGGUAUAUCUAUUUUUAUCACCAUCAGCUUGUGUUGUCAUGUGUCCCGUAAAUGUUAGCUGAAAUCGUUUUCAUCAUGUUUUGCUUUUUUUGUCGGCAUAAAUAAGAAGCAGCCUUGCAUAUGUGCCAUAUUCCUAUGUAUGCACGGUGCUCUUUAGUUAAGCGUCUGUCAUCAAACAUGAACUAUCCUCACCUGUAACAUUACUAUGAUGGCAGCGGUCGGGGGGGGGGGAACCUGCACCUGGGUGUAUUUCACCCAUCCGGGUGCCUCAACAGCAGUACUUUAAAGAAACUAAGGUUUAAGGUUUUUCUGCGUGUGUGUUUGCUGUGUUUCUCAUUCGGCUUCGUAGCAUAACUUAUUUUCUUUGGUGUGCAAAGUCUAAUCAUGUGAUCUAGCCGAACCUUGUAGAAAAGUCUGAGUUUCUACUGUCAUGGUGGCGUGUCGGUAAAACAUAUGAGUUGAAUGUACUAAAGCAAAUGGUGUUCCAGAGUGUGCUUUUUAUGGCACAAAUAAAAGCCAUCCCUUAUCGUGUAAAGCUCUCAUUAUGUAAUAUUGAUUCAAUAUUUACACUUGCUUCGCCCAUGUUUCAAUUAGCUGUUUUGAAGGGGGAAGCUUUUCCAUCCAAGUGUGUCUGAAAACUUCCAUUUGGUGUUUUACUUUUAUUCUUUACCUUUUUUUUGUUGUCUGUUGGACCAUCAUAUUUGUAAAAUCACUUGUGCGUGUUUCAAAAUAUGGCUGCUAAUGUUCUUCCCAGUGCAAAAAGACAGAUUUGAAGCGCUCCAUGUUUGCUGCUCCGUACCUCCUCUGUAAGUUGCGCUGUUGGCUUCUGUUCCUCAAAUUUAUAUCCACAAUAAAGAGAAGAUUGUGUA
Menidia menidia (Atlantic silverside) is the source of this 2046-nucleotide messenger RNA. NCBI's taxonomy places the organism in Eukaryota, Metazoa, Chordata, Actinopteri, Atheriniformes, Atherinopsidae. The record is from the annotation of a GenBank genome assembly.